Neogale vison (American mink) is the source of this 4740-nucleotide messenger RNA. It is a transcript of the gene KRABD2, whose product is annotated as KRAB-A domain containing 2. The record is from RefSeq and is a predicted model, not a curated record. Gene Ontology annotation, molecular function: nucleic acid binding. Gene Ontology annotation, biological process: DNA integration. NCBI's taxonomy places the organism in Eukaryota, Metazoa, Chordata, Mammalia, Carnivora, Mustelidae.
CAUUUGCAAACAUUCUAUUUCUUCAACACUGAAAUGUAUGUUUUCCACAUAUAUUAAUCUGGAUGUGUUCAUUUAACGUAGGUCCUCUGUUUUUUCCCCUCAAAAAAAGUCAUCAGAAAGUCAGUGGUUUUGUAGUCAGCAGAGUCUUAGAAUCAGGAAUGUUCUGUGGUCAGCCAGUGAUGCUGAGCACGAGAGUUUGAAGCAUUUUUAGUGGAGAACCUUCCAAACCUCAGCUUAACUAAGACUGUUGCUCAGAGCUUUGAAGACUUUUCAACUUUCUCUGCUUUCCAGGGUUCUGCCCUGCCUCUCGGCUCUCCCUCCGAUGGUGGCAUCCCAUGGAUUUUAUUUUCCCCCCUAUUGCCAUUAUUCCUGUUAUCAUCACGUGAACUCUUCCCCUGGCCUCAUUGCCAUCCUACAACCCGGAGUGGUUCUAAGGAGUCUCAGUUGACUCUCAAGUUCUCUCCCUGAGGAAUUCUCCCAUCUUGGAGGGGUGUGGACCAACCGGAGUACCUCUUUUUGGCAUAACGAGCCCCUGACAGACCUCUCUGCACAUAGGUAGAGUUUUUCCAUUUCUGGAAACAGACAGACCCUGCUGCCUCUAGUCAGAGCCGUCAAGCCCGUACUGGAAGGGGUCUCCGGUCUUGGAAUGCCCAAGUUCAUUUGGACUUUCUCCUUUGUUCUGGAAAUAUGUGGGCCUCAGCUCAGGCAGAAUCAAAACUAGUCUAGGCCUGCAGACCUCCCAGGAGGGCAGAACUUGUUUCCUCACCCACGAAACUGGACUCCUCUGAUUGGAUAGGAGACCAUUUAUUACUUCUUCUGCCUUCCUUGUAACAGCCACAUGAUCACACUCCGAGUCACUGAUGCUGGCGUGCUUUCAUUCCUGGUACCCUCUACUGUCUCCCCAGUCCUGCUGCAGCCACUCCUUAGCCCAGGCCCCGAAUGGUCCCUGUGGCACCAGCUGGUGUCAUUUCAAGCGGUAGCAACAUCUGAGGACGCCAAAUGUGGCCAGUGUUUGAGAGCCUCUGGGAAGGCCUGCUGCAUGGACACGAUGCUGGACGGUUAUGAGAACGUGGUCCCUCAGGGCUCCUUCUUACAGUUGUCCACGAUGCCCCAGAAACCUGGAAACGACCCUCCUCAUGUGUCCACUACAAGUGACACGGAAACGGAGAUAUGUCACAUGAGAGAAAAGUUUCUUGCAAGUGUGACCAAGUUAGUUGAAAGCAAAAGUUACAACAGUAAGGUAUUUUCCAAAGAAAAGUACUUUCAAACGAUAAAGGAAGUCAAAGAAGCUAAGGAAAAGGGGAAGAAGUCCUCGCGUGACUACCGCCGUGCGGCAAAAUACGACGUGAUCUCUGUGCAAGGCACAGAGAAACUGAUUGAGGCGACCCACGGAGAACGCGACCGAAUUCGGUAUUACGUGCAUAAGGAAGAGUUGUUUGACAUUCUCCAUGAUACACAUCUCAACAUUGGGCACGGCGGGCGGACACGCAUGCUCAAGGAGCUACAAGGAAAGUACGGGAAUGUCACCAAAGAAGUCAUCGUCUUGUACCUGACGCUCUGUAAACAGUGCUACCAGAAGAACCCGGUACCCAAGAGAGGUCUUGCCCCCAAGCCCAUGCCUUCGAAGGACACUGACUCCAGGUGCCAAGUUGAGGUCCUGGACAUGCAGUCAAAUGCCGACGGUGAGUUCAAGUUUAUCUUGUAUUACCAGGACCACUUAACCAAGUUUAUUAUUUUACGGCCAUUGAAAGCGAAGCGGGCCCGUGAGGUGGUCAUUGUCCUCUUGGACAUCUUCACGAUUCUUGGUACACCUCGUGUGUUAGAUUCUGGCAGUGGCGUGGAGUUCACAAACCAGGUUGUGCAUGAGCUCAGUGAGGUAUGGCCAGACCUAAAGAUUGCCUGUGGUAAACAGCGCCCUGGCCAGGGCCCAGGCUCCCUGGAGCAAGUCAGCCACGAUGUCAAGAACAUGGUAAGGGCCUGGAUGCAGAGUAACCGCUCACGUUGCUGGGCUGAAGGCCUGAGAUUCGUACAGAUGGCGAGGAAUCAGCUGUUUGACGUGUCCCUGCAGCGAAGUCCAUACGAGGCAAUGUUUGGUUUUAAGGCCAAACUCGGGCUGUACUCUUCGCACUUACCCCGGGAAACUGUGGCCAUCUUACAAACAGAAGAGGAGCUGGAAAUUGCUGAAGAACAGCUAGAGAGUAGCCUUUGGAUGGGGCAGGAAGAAAGGACUGAGGUUGCAGCAGACAGAUCUGAUGUGGACGAGGACCUCGAUCCCACCACUCCAGAAGCAGCAGAGCCCAGCACCUCACAGGGGGCCCCAUGUCUCUUUUGCUGGUGACCAGGCACCUGCCGAGUGGGCGCCAUAUGGCCCUUGGGGAACUACCACCAAAUUCCCUGGGGAAAGGAGCUUGAAGGGUAGACCUUCCCAUCAGUCAAAUUGUCCAUGGAAGUCCUUGCUUGAAGGGGCAAACCUGGUGAGGUCUGUGACCUGGGGCUACCAUGACAAAGGACCGCAGUCUUGGCAGGCUAGAACAGCAGGAAUUUACCCUCUCGUCCUUCUGGGGCCAGAAGUUCAGAAUCGGGGUGUCAGCAGAGUCUGCCUCUCCUGGAGGCCCUGAAGGAGAAUCCAUUCCGUGCCUCUGGCCUUUCUCUGAUGGCUGCUUGCAAUCCUUGGCUUGUACAAGUCCAGUCUCUGCCCCAUCUUCCUGUGGGUCUCCAUGUGUGUUGUCCUUUUCCGUCUCUUAGAAGGACCCAUUGGAUACCAAAUCCAUGUCAUUGGGUUUAAGGCCCACCCCAUUUGAGGGUGAUCUCAUCUCGGGAGCCUCCCCUAAAUUAUAUUUACAAAGACACUUUCCCCACUUUUCCCUAGUCUCAGGUACUAGGGGUUUGGCCCUGGGCAUAACUUUCUGGGAGACAGAGUUCUACGAACUACGGAGUGUGUUUGCCUGCAGGACGUGAACUGAUGGGGUCUUACCAGUGAAGCUGGUGGGGGUGCCCUCCCUAUUUCUAGUACGCAUUCCUUCUGCCAAAUCCUGCUCCUCAGACAAUAUCCGAAAAGACAGGGCACAGAGGAAAAGAUGGAGAUGAAGGACAAGUCAUGAGAGAAGAUGUUGACCCAGCACACCCUGGGGACUGGCCACCUCAGCACCUGCUCUCUAAUUCCUGCUUCAAGAAAUACCAUAGGUGCCAUCCCGGCUCUCAGAACAGCAUGUGCAGGGAAUGGUGUGACCUGCCUGGAACGUACUUUAAAAGUUGGCCAGAAUUAAGACAUGGCUAGGGUUUCAGUCUGAGUCUGCCAGUUGUCUCUGCCUUAAGAAUAGCAAAGCAUGUCUUUCUGGAACGGGUCAGUACAUUCCAGGAAGUGACCAGUCGCCAGGGACUCUGGAGCAAAGGGCAAACAUGGGCCAGAUGUCCCUGCUCUGGCCAGAGGAGACUAGAGCAAGGGCCAGUCUGGGUCAUGGUUCAGGGUAAGGAGAGCUGACCUGGAAAAGGAGAAGGACACUGCCUUGGAUCUGGGUUCUGCUGUGUUCCCAUGGCCGAGACAAAAGCCUAGCCCACUGGAGAUGUUCUGGGAGGAUCUGUCAUGGGAACAAAUAGUUCUGCAGAGGUGACCACAGGAAGGAGAGGGGUCUGGUCUUUAUUCCCCCGUGCAUCCUUCCUGCGUAUCCUGGAGCCAUUCAAGCCCAUUCUGAUCACUCCUGGAGCCAGUUCCCUCCUCCAUAAGGGGCAGUACCUACCCCUACCCACAGAAGGGACAACACUGCCUGCCUCACAGGGUGUUGUGAGAACCAGAGAGAAGAUGUGGGAAGGGCUUUGUCUAAACGCUGAGUUAGUUGUCCUUGCUACCAGCGGAGCCCAUCCCCCACACGAAAGCUGGAGGCCUCUGCCCUUCCUCUGCUGGUUAAACAGUGGUACCGGGAGGCUACAUGAUUAUUAUUAGAAAGGAGGUGACAGCACCUUCCAACUUGUUCCGGGGGAGGGGGGGAAUCCUGUUCCAUCCUUGGCAGGGACCUCACUCUGCACUGCUCCUUUGUUACUCACCCUGGCAGGGUCUGGGAGGCCCAGCUCAACUCAUGUUACCAACACUCUUGCUGACCUACUGCCUCGUGGUUGCCAGGCAAACCAGGAACCGCAUUGUGGACCCGGGCAGGGGAGAGGUGAGAUGAGGCACAGCGUCCCCCGCCUGUCCCAGGGAGGGGCUGCAGAGAACCCAGGUCUCCCCAGCUGCUGCAUCUCCACUCUUCCUUCCCCUUUUCCUUCUUAAUGCUGGUGGUGGGAGAAGAGUUAGAGGUGUACACUGAGACCUGCUGUGGCCUUACUCUGCAUUUCAGCAUCUGGAACAGAAGCUUCCAGGGUCCCACCAGCUGCUUGCAGCAUGCAAAUGUAGUUCAUGUGCGAAACUGAAAACUAUCACCACCAUCACUCUAGAAAACCAGGUUUCACAUAUAUCUCUGGAAAAGUUGGAAGAUCUAGCCACACCAGGCCUGCAUCUUUGCAUCACAGCGGAGUGGAUCUCGGUGGCAGCCCCCAGGGGGCAGUCUGCGCAUGCAUCCUCCAGUCCUCCAGGUGGCCACUGUCAGGCCCCCACAGAAUACGGCCAGGUGCAUUUCUGUGGCCGUUGCUGGAGAAAGGCACGUGAAGUCAGAAUAUGAACCAAGGCCAGAAACCGACUUCUGUUUGCUUUGAGAAUUUUUGAUAAAAGUGGCAUUCCAGGGGCGCCUGGGUGACUCAGUGGGUUGA